Molecule: messenger RNA, 1160 nt
Organism: Aspergillus sclerotioniger CBS 115572
Lineage: Eukaryota; Fungi; Ascomycota; Eurotiomycetes; Eurotiales; Aspergillaceae
Exons: 1
Coding region: 211-1152 (313 amino acids)
Source: RefSeq, a predicted model, not a curated record
AGGCAGCAGCCCUGCGCCCUCGGUAUAAAGGGCCUCUCGCGCGUCAUCAUCACCGCUCUUCCUCCACACUACCUCAUCAUGCUGGUCGAUCUGACCAUGGAGCAUCUUACCCCAGCACUCUACAAUAUAUCUACAACCGAGCAUACAUAAGUCAAAGCCACCCAUUCCACCCUAUCUCAACAGCACUGUUGCUGUCUACAAGCUAUCACCAUGGGGAAACCCAAUUUGACCCCCGAGCCCUUCAACUUCGUCGAACUUGUUCAGCAGACCUACGAUGACUCCCGCGUUAUCAUCGCCGUGUGCUUGGUCUCGUGGAUCGUGGGCCGUCUCGAUCUCGGACUCACCUGGCUGCUUUUCGUCCUCGCCGUGUGUCGAACCUACGCGGUUGUUUCGCUGACCCGAGUGCAGCGCAUCCUCCGCGACGAAUGCCGACGAUACCAUGCAUACAAGAUACUCUCCCGUGGGGAGACGGUGGAAUGGGCGAACGGGGUUUUACAGCGGUUCUGGCACAUGUACCAGGACCGGAUCUGCGACCAUGUUGUUCGCUAUGUGAACAACGGGCUCGCACGUCGGACGACCACUGAGAAUGGGGGAGCGCUCCAAAAAGUGGUGAUCCAAUCGUUGGAGUUGAUCGACCUUCCUCUCCGCUUUACCCGGGUUUUUGUCCACCACAAACCGUCGUCGCCGAACCUGAUCGUCGAAGGCCAGUUCCAGGUAAACCUGGCACCGCAUCCUUCGCACCACCACCUGAUCGAGAGUUCAGGACACCCCCUAAUCGAUCUUACGAUUGUUCACGAUAAAAACGCCCGCGAUCCUCACAACCGCACCCAUGAUCUGGCUGUGCAGGUGCGCCAGUUUUCUAGCACGGGAUCCUUGCGCGUUGAGCUCGACCUGGAAGGCGACCAUCCGGCUCUGCUCCAACCGCAGGUCGAUCUCCAGGAUCAUCCCAAGAUGGAUUGCACGAUCAAGUCGAUCAGUCAGCAUCAUUUCCCGCUUCAUUUUGCCCACCAAGUGGACUGGCGCCGGGUGGUGGAAAUGCAGUUGCGGGAGGGGCUGGGCUGGGCGUUUCAUCGGCCGCUACCGCUUCCUUUUACAUUGGGGGAGCGAUGGGUAUUCCGGGCGAUGACGUGGUGGUGGCAUGCUGUGAACUAGCUGCGUUA